AUGUUUCUCUACGGGAUACUGUUUAGUGCACUCUGCAUCCUGAUCUUGGCCCUAGAGCCACUUGAGGUCCAAUUUGAGUGGGACUACGCAUACCUACAAGCGCCUAGGGGUAUGACUUAUGUGAUACAUAGUAGCAAGUUAGGGCACAUCAAGUUUUGGAACGGCAGUAUAUAUUUGGCCAUACCCCGCGUUAAGGGCGGUGUGCCAGUGACACUAGCCGUUGCCCAAGCCUCGCCCAUGGAUGAGUCACCACUACUCAAACCAUAUCCCAAUUGGAAGUCACAGAAUGCCACCGGCAGCUGCUCCAGUUUUCAGUCAGUUAUGAGCAUCGAGAUCGACCCAAUGGGUAGAAUGUGGGUCUUGGACAGCGGCACGUACGUGUUACUCCCUUUUAAUACCACCAAAAAAAUUGUGUGCCCACCCCGUUUGGUGAUCCUUGAUCUCAAGUGCAGGGGUAAGGUGUUGUUGAACUACACCUUUCCACCAAGUGUGGCCAGACCUGGAAGUGCCUUGCUAAGCGACAUCGUCCUGGACCACGAGGGUGGCGGCUUUGCCUACAUCAGCAACUUAGACAUCCACGAUGACAACGACAAAGACAUAAUCGUCUUUUCAUUGCGGAAGGUCGCCUCGUGGAAGGUCAAACAGAACGACCGAAUCGACAGGCUGGCACUGGCACCAGCACGUGGGGAAGGUAACCGGCUGCUCUACUACACUACACUGAAUUCACAAAAGAUAUUUACACUGCCUACCCACGUGCUCAAGGAUCAGAUCCGCCAAGAGGCCAAUGAAUUGAGCGAAACCCCUCGCCAAUGGCACGGGAUGGCCAUUUCCAGCAAUGGCACGAUGUAUCUCACAGAAUCGGAUACCAACUCUGUCUAUUCGUGGAAGCUGAGUAGUCCUUCCUUCGAUGCAACUGAACUGAAGACGGAGUGGACGGUAGAUUCAUCGACGCGGUUCUACAGCUCGCCGGUCUUUGAUGGCAAAGGUAACCUCUUGCUCGUCUGCUACACCGAUUGGAAUGUUCGAGUCAUUAGACUGAGCUCAGAGAUUAAGAUGCAAAACUACCAGUACUGCGAGAACGGCAGUAUGCCAGAGUUGCCUUCGAUUACGUUUGGUGCUUUGAAAAAUGGCACUGUUUCGACAUUGUUCACCAUCGCUGCUGGUGGUGCGUCAGCGAAUGGUACUGUGCCAAAGUUGUCUUUCAAUACUACUGACAUGGUGAGAAACGGUACUCCACUAAAACUACGUUUCAUCAAUGAUUAUUUUUUACUAUUUUGUCUUUUGUUUCUCGUGGUGCGUUGA
Messenger RNA from Copidosoma floridanum, 1302 nucleotides. RefSeq names its product protein yellow-like. Lineage: Eukaryota; Metazoa; Arthropoda; Insecta; Hymenoptera; Encyrtidae. The record is from RefSeq and is a predicted model, not a curated record.